Messenger RNA from Guillardia theta CCMP2712, 375 nucleotides. RefSeq lists its product as hypothetical. Gene Ontology annotation, cellular component: nucleolus; exosome (RNase complex). Lineage: Eukaryota; Cryptophyceae; Pyrenomonadales; Geminigeraceae. The record is from RefSeq and is a predicted model, not a curated record. Bases 1 to 375 code for a protein of 124 amino acids. The transcript is spliced from 3 exons. Gene Ontology annotation, biological process: maturation of 5.8S rRNA; regulation of gene expression. Gene Ontology annotation, molecular function: DNA binding; RNA binding.
AUGAGUGCAUCCAAGCUGCCGGAGGCCAUGGAAGAAAAUUUGGACAAGAUAGACUCCGCUCUUGAUAAUUUGGAGACUGCGCUAGAACCCAUCCUCGCGACGCCCUGGGAUACGCUAAAUGCAUGCCUGGAACCCGUUCAAAGAGCAAAGUUGAAUCUGAUGAUAGCAUACACGAUCGAUUCUCUGUUUUUCUUGUACUUGAAGACACAGCAGGGUAUAGCAACGGAGGAGCACCAAGUGAACGAGGAGUUGGCUCGAGUGAAGUCUUACAUGUCAAAGUUGAAAGAUGCUACAGCUGCUCAAGAAAACGAAAAGUCGAAGCUGAAGCUCAACAAAGAUGCUGCAGCGAGGUUCAUCAAGGCAGGGCUGGUAUGA